CUGGAUCUAAGGUACUGCAUCUGGAUGCGCCUAGGCAGGGCCUGGCAGGCUAGGGUAAGUCGGCACCUAAGAAACGCUAGUAGCCCCAUCUUCAGUGGCAUUGCGGUUAUACAGAACAUUCCAAACCUGUCAUCUUCUGCAACCAGUCCACCCUCUAAUUAUCCCUAACUUCCAAGGUUAAUACCAAGUAACUACUUACAGACGUCAUAUUCCCUCGACUGUGGGCCUAGUCUUCAAGUCCAUUGCCAUUUAUCUCUUCCCAGGUCCAGAAGAACUCAUACUCUCACAAUUCAUUCAACCUCCAUUGUUCAACUAGCAAAACUACCAAACUUUACGACCAUGAAGCUAUUAAUCAAAUCUAUCCUAUUCACAGCGGCCUCCUGCGCAACAUUACCGAUAAGACAAGACGCUGAUGGAUGUUGCUUCCAACUCGCCUCUGUAGGAAGGAUCAAUGAGACGGUGCUAGAGGAUCAUGUUGGUGAUUUGCUUCUAGGAGGUACCUUCCAACAAGGCGGGUUCUGUUUCGACAAGACGAAGAAGACCAUCCAAGAUGCCCUCCGACACAAUUGCUUCAUGAGAGCCCCCAAUUAUCAGUUCGAGUGUUACCAAGGUGCUAUUGGCGCUACAGGUUUCGCCAUUACCGGACCGAGAGAGGAUGGAAAUUCUUACCUCACCUACGACGAUGGCCCCGGUGUCUUCUUUGCAUGCCCCGUCGCUUCUGGCAACAAUGAACAAUCAUACGAUAUUUACUCAGACAAGACAAACAAGACUGGGUGUUUGUCUGUCUCCUUGGCGCUCGUAGGCGAGACCGCCGCCUGCUCUGCUAGCCGCUCAACUGUCCCGACCAACUCCACGACCGUACAAUCAACGCAAUUACUAAAGCGUCAAGCAUCGUCCCCAACAUGCUCUGUGUCUCCGUCAGCACCAUCUCUCGCUCCUUACAGAGUGAGACCUGGUAACUCCUCCACCCACGGAAUAUUCCAUGAUGAAUCAGUGGAAACAAUCAUUGCUCCGGGCAACAGCACAAUAUUCGACUACACCAUUCCCAAGGACUUCAUUCCCGCAGGUUCUGCCUCGGAAUCUUCGUUGUGUGCUCUCCAAUUCCGCAUGCCGGUCUGCACCUCCCUUCCUGUAGGCUACCCCUGUUACGGCUUCAGCGGGUUAGAGCAAGAGGUGCUAGCAAAUUCUGGAAUGACGUUUCGCCUCAUGUCAGAAGACGGCGGCAUCAGUGCAGCGUGGAAUAGCACACAAGUGCACCAGGUGUUUCCCGGGGACGCUACCAUCAUCGGCACCUUCGAAUGCGGCAGUCUAGCCGGCUCCUACAGUGGUGGCGCCCGCAAGAUGAGCUGGGAGGUGAGCAGUGUCCGGAAUUUUGCUCUCGAGUUCUUGCAAGCCGGCGUUGGCCGAGACGCAGAUUUCAAGGACGGAGUCGGUGUUUGGAUUGUGCCUUGCCAGUGAUGUAUCGCAAGCUAUGAAAACGACGAGGAAUAAGAAGACAAGAGAACAUAAAUGGGAUGAGAUGUUAGAGAGGCUUUCUGGAA
Hypoxylon fragiforme is the source of this 1541-nucleotide messenger RNA. RefSeq lists its product as uncharacterized. The record is from RefSeq and is a predicted model, not a curated record. Bases 340 to 1458 code for a protein of 372 amino acids. The transcript has 2 exons. NCBI's taxonomy places the organism in Eukaryota, Fungi, Ascomycota, Sordariomycetes, Xylariales, Hypoxylaceae.